Molecule: messenger RNA, 894 nt
Organism: Myotis myotis
Lineage: Eukaryota; Metazoa; Chordata; Mammalia; Chiroptera; Vespertilionidae
Gene: SCAND1
Product: SCAN domain containing 1
Exons: 1
Coding region: 185-694 (169 amino acids)
Source: RefSeq, a predicted model, not a curated record
GUCCGCCUAGGGGCGUCGCCGCGGUCGGUGAGUUGGCGCGCUCUCACUUCCCCCGGAGCCCGCCUCCCUGCGGUUGCGCAGACUCUCUCCUUUAGCGGAAAACGUAUUCCUCUCGCCCACCUGGCGCAAACGCAGUGCUGGACCCGCAGCCGUAAGACAAAGAGACACGUCCCGAUCCGGAGUCAUGGAGGCGACCCAUCAGGGCUUGGCGGCCACUGGGAGCUCCGCGCCGCCGCGGGAGAAAGAGGAAGGAGCCGGCCCGAGCCCAGGCCCGGAGCGUAACUCUGCGGGCUCCUCGUCGAUUCCUGAGGUUCCACCGCCUGAACCCUCCAACGCCAACGCUGUUCCCGAAGCGAUCCCUCCGCCCGUGGCUGCCUCCGCGGGGCCCGCACCCCUGGGGCCCGCGCCGCUUGCUGAAGUCGUCCCGCACUCCUCACCAGGCCCUGGCGGCUCCCGGCCGGGUCCGGAGACGUUCCGCCAGCGUUUCCGACAGUUUCGCUACCGAGACGCAGCGGGCCCGCGAGAGGCGUUUCGGCAGCUGCGGGAGCUCUCUCGCCAGUGGCUGCGACCCGACAUCCGCACGAAGGAGCAGAUCGUGGAGAUGCUGGUGCAAGAGCAGCUGCUCGCCAUCAUGCCCGAGGCGGCGCGGGCCAGGCGGCUUCACCGCCGCACCGAUGUUCGCAUCACCGGCUGAGCGGCGGGCGGCCUGGUCCCGGCGCUCUCAGGACUGGAGCCUCGCUCCCCACUCCACGUUAAUGAAAACGAGCUUUGGCAGCUCUUGUGGUCUGAUGUAGCCCUUUUCGUUCUUUACUGCGUUUAUUUUCCCGAGCGUAUUUCCAACCUUCUUUCUGGUUAGUGGGAGCCCAUGAGAAUAAAGCCUUUGUUUCCUACUCA